AUGUCAACCAUAUGUAGAACAUUUUUAGAGAGCAAUCAACGGAAAGUUUUUGGUAUAUUCGAAGUCAAGAAGAUCCAUGACCAUGGAGGAUCAUCUGAUCGACUUUUGGCACUUACAGAUGCAUAUGUUUGCUAUUUCAAGGAUAACAUCAAAGAUAAGACCUACACUUGGAUAGAAUUGACAUACAUAAGUCUUGAUGAUAAAAUUAUUAUACUAGAAUUUGGAUCAGAAGAUAAUUUGAUGAGAUUCAUCCCAGACAAUCUAGAUCAGGUCAAAGAAAUAAUUGGUUGCAUUAUACAAAGAGUUUUAACAACAUACGAAUAUGAAGAUUUGGAAUUAUCGAACUUUACAAAAUACAAAUAUCGUCCUACUCCAAAUUCUCUUAUAGCACGUUUUAAUUGCAGCGCCAUACAAUCAGGAACUACCAAAGAAAUUAAGGAUUUCCCAAAUGUCGUUGAAUUUGCUAAAAAAUUGUUUAGUACUAAAAGAAAGGUUAUUAGCUUGACUCCAGACCAAAUUAAUUGUCUUGCAGUACCUAUGAUGCGAACUGUUCAGGCUGCAGAUUACAUAGAAAGCUUAGAAUUUCCAGAACCACUAUCUAUCGACAUUUUUGACAUAUUAUCCAAAUACGUUUCGGAUGAUUUUCCUCCUCUCCACAUACAGAUCACAGGCGAAGCAACAGAAAGCUUCCAAACCUUCAUUGAUGAACUAAAUGAAACAAAUGCUUUGAUUGGACUUUCAUUUAAGAAUUCUAACUUCACAAAAGCGCAAUUACAGAUACUAGAAAACAUAAGGAACUCUUCUUUGACUUGUUUAUCAUUGCAAAACAGUUAUUCGAAUGAAAUUAUUGGACAAGAGUACAGAACAUCAGCUCUUUUCAGAAAUUUGAAGAUGCUUAACUUGGAUUAUACCCAAAAUGUUGAUUUUCAGGACCUUUACGACAAUUGUCCGCAUUUGAUUUCAUUGAGCGUCGCUUAUUGUAAUUUAGAGCUAAAUGAUAUAUUACAUGUCAUCUUUGGCAAGCAUAAAUACAAAAUGAAAAUGUUAAAUAUCAGUGGAAACCUUUGUUCCCAACUUAACGUUCAAAAUUUGUUUAUGCCUCAAUCUCUCAUCAGAUUCGAUGUUGCUGAUGUCAAGUGGAGUGAUAAUGCGUUCCAGCAGAUGUUUGAGUUGAUUUUUACUUCGAAUUUCCCUUAUGGAAUUUAUAUCAACUUUUCUAACGCUCAAAUGACAGAGAAUGAUACAAAAAUGCUCAAUUUAACACUAAAGAGUAUGCCUACGAAGUGCGUUUGUGGUUUAGAUUGGUCAAAUAACCCUAUUCCCAAAAACUUCAACAAUUUCAUCGCAAGAUGCGAGAACUUGCGUGAACUUAAUGUUUCUGGAUGUUAUUCAGCUGAAAACAAGGAUAGUUUGGUUGAAUUAGGAAAUUCUUUGGCAAAAUUACAAAAAUUCCAGAGUAUUACAUUAAUAGGAACACCAGAAAAGCACAUUGCUGAACAUGCAGUUGAGUUCAUCAACAAUUUAUCAGGAGCUUUCCAAUUAAACACAAUAAAUCUUGCAAACCAGCAAAUAAACCAACAAGCAAUCAACAUCCUUUUGGAUUUGACAUAUCUGAACAAGAACAUCUUUCAACUGAGCUUCAAAGGUAACUCUGCUUCGAUUGAAGGAAUUUAUAAUUCUCUGAAACGGUUUGAAGACACGAAAAGGACAAUAUUGAUCGAUGAUUUCACAGAUGAGAUCAAUAAUGCCGCGACAACACCUCAUUCCAAAGCUAUUGCCAAAUGUUUGAUAAAUUUGAUCGCAUUCCUCCAAAAAGGAGGCGUAAUUGAGGAUAAACCAGAUGGCAUUGAGAUACCAUUUGAUGAUAUCCCAUUCGGAUGGACAAUGCCUGAUUCUUCUCGUUUUCCAAUGUAUAUCAACCAGGAAAUCGAACAUUUAGUGACCAAACCAUUGAUUCCAGGCAUGACAGUGUUUACCAGGCCCAGGAAAUUCUCUCUGAUCAAGGAUAUCUCUCCUUCCGACGACAAAGUUCAUAUUGUCUACAGAAAGAGGAUUUCUGACAAUGAAUCGGAUAGUGAUAUGCCUAGGAGGAAGACUAAUUAUGAUUCCGAUGACGGAAUUAAGAAAAACAAAAUCGGAAGAAAAUUAUUUAUUUCAUCAGAGUCAGAAGAUGAAAGCAACAGCGAACUUCAGCACAAAACAUCAUCAGGAAGCAGGAGUACAGAAGAAAACAGCGAACCAGUGAAGAAAGGCGCGAUUAAAUUCAAAGUUGAGGAAAAUGAGGAGAAUAAAGAGCCAGGAAAAGGAAUUGCUGCAUCAGGAAGUCUUCCCAACAAGAUAUCCGUCAAUGCUGCAGCUACUCCUAAGAAAGUAAAGAAGAGGAAGAGGUCUUCAACAGUAAAUUCAAAAAUUUUGGAGCAGAGACACGAUUCUAACUCAGACAGCAUCGAAUCUGCCGAACAACCACCAUCUAAAAGACACAAACUGCCGCACACACUCGAUGGAGAACCAGCUCAUCCGAAGAGAAGAAGGAAAAGCGCAAUUCCUAAAGACAAAAUCGAAGAAAUCGACCAAAAAAUCAAGAAACCGAUGAGGAAAUCUCUGGAUGCUUCUGCUCUUGAGAAGAAGAAGACAAGGAAGUCAGUGCAAUUCAACGAAAAUUCGCCUGAAUCAGACUUUCUGAAUGCAGUGAAAAACGAAAUUCUGAUAACAAAGAGAGCUUCGUGGGAAUUCCCUCUGAAGCCAGUGGAAGAAAUAGCUGAGAGUGAUGUGAUCAAACAGAUGAAAGAGAAGUAUUCUCUUACAUCUUUGACAAGAACAGUUUUCUUUGAAGACUAA
Messenger RNA from Trichomonas vaginalis G3, 2838 nucleotides. Its product is annotated as leucine-rich repeat, isoform f-related family. The transcript has a single exon. The coding region runs from base 1 to 2838 and encodes 945 amino acids. Lineage: Eukaryota; Parabasalia; Trichomonadida; Trichomonadidae. The record is from RefSeq and is a predicted model, not a curated record.